AUGAAGUCCUCCGAAGCAGUUCAUAGAAACUUAAAUGGAGAUGAAGAGCGGUUUUCCCCAGAUGAAAAUGUCGGAGACACCUCCUCCCGCUCCGCAUCCAAUACCGCAGCCACCUGUUCUCACGAACCCGGACAAGGCCUCCUCCAGCGCGGUCGCAUUUCAUCGCUUAUCCUUGCCAUGGCGGCUCUGCGCCUCGACAACAAGAGGACGGAGGAGAUAGUAAAGAGAGAAUACGAGGUGCUUGGUCCAAUUAGAAGAACGCAAGCGCCUCAGCAUGUAGUAGGUCUGGAUAGCGAAUAUGUAUUUGUGGAUUAG
Messenger RNA from Bipolaris victoriae FI3, 315 nucleotides. RefSeq lists its product as hypothetical. The transcript has a single exon. NCBI's taxonomy places the organism in Eukaryota, Fungi, Ascomycota, Dothideomycetes, Pleosporales, Pleosporaceae. The record is from RefSeq and is a predicted model, not a curated record. Bases 1 to 315 code for a protein of 104 amino acids.